UACUCCCAGAGGCAUGCAAUCGAAGGACUGAGAUUUGGGUGUCAAAAACAGACUUCACACCUUUUUAUAGGAUAAUUAAUCUACAUUGAUGUUCAGGCUAUGGAUGGAAUUCAGCAGGUUAGCGUUUUUUCUUCAUGAAUCUUGCUCUGGAGGCAGCUCUGCAUUUCCACGUCAUUUCACCAACAAAAAUUAAAUAUCAUGACGUUGAAUCAACGUGGGAAACGGUUGGAUUUGAAGAAGGCAUCAACAUAAGGGAAUUUCGUAGGUUAAAAGGGGACUUUUAAUCGAAAUCCAAUGACAUGUGAGAGUAAUCUCACUCACAGUAGAGGCCAUGCGCACCAACUCUCACUCAUGAAGACAAUGAUCCUGUCUGCAAUGUUGACAUUCCUGGUGCAUAUUCUCAUCGUCUCCCACGGUGCUGUGUUGGUGGAGCCUGUGGAAGUAUCCCCCCAUGGAGACCUUCUAGACCUCCCCUGGUUGACAGAGCUCUGCUGUUCCUCACGCCCAGCCCAACUUCACCACAGAGGAGAGGAAGAAGACAGGGGGUCUGCGGGGUCCAGGGCAGCACCAUCUGAUCCGGGACACCCACACACCCUUCAGUGCCUCUUCAGGAACUUCACAAGCACACUAGGACCUCACCCGGAGACUGAGCCCAGCAGAGCCACCUGUUGGGACAUCCUGUGUCGUGUCGAUGAGACCUGGGAAAAUGUAAUAUGUGAUCUAAAGCACCCAGCCACUUCCUCAGACACCUCCACUCCUGGGUCAGUGGCACUUAGCUUGCAGCACUUAGCAACACUGCCUGACAGUGAGGUUAACACCACAUAUGGGACUGACUGUGUGGGAGAGGAUUCCAUCACCUGUUCUAUUGCUCUCCAUGUGGUCAGCAGUAUCGUCGUGGUGACAGCCAAUGUGUCCAACACCACAGCAGGUCCCCUGGUGAUGCUCAGCGUCCCUCCACGUCUCUGGAAACCAAGCCCACCACUGAACCUAACACACACCCAGACCACAGAGGGAGAGUUGAUUCUGAGCUGGAGUGACCCACAGCCCCAUGCRAGCCCUGUUCAACUGAGCUAUGAAGUCCGAUACAAUACCUCCCAAAAUACCUCUCACCCCAACUGGCUGCACGUGGAGGUGUCUGGAGGCCAGUGGGUGUCUCUGACUGGACUGAGGCCUGGUCUGCACUACACUGUCCAGAUUCGGUCUCACCACCCUGCUCUGCCUCACCUGUGGAGUGACUGGAGCCAACAACAUCGUAUCCGUCUGGAAAAUGUGACAUAUCUCCCUGAGAGAGUGGUGGCCAGCUUUGGAGACAGCGUGACCGUCUAUUGCGUGUUCAAUGACCUCAGGGUGAACGCCAGCACCACGGUCUGGAUUCUGAACUCCCGUGACCGCCUUCCUAGGAGCCAGUACGCUGCAGUCAACGACCGUGUCAGUAAGAUAACGGUUCGACCAUCGGAGCAGAGACUGUCUGACACCCUGCAUUGCUGCCAGCCUUUAGGGGAGACGUAUAGCUGUAACUACCGCUACUCAACGAUAUACAUUAAAGAUCCGGUCAUUGAUAUCAGCUGUGUGACCAAUGGGGAUCUGGACAGCAUGACCUGUAGGUGGAACAACCUACCUAUAGGUGGAAUCAACUUCAUGUCCAGGGUGGCCGACCUGUCCUGUGACGUCAUGGAGGAGGCGGAGAGGGUGGGUGUGCCAGUGGGUGUGGCCAGGCAGGCGAAGUGUGAAUCCAGUGGCUAUAGGGGAGUGAAGAGCUGCAAUCUGCAGCCAAUAAGAGUGACUUCCUGCUACAAGCUGUGGAUGGAGGCCAAGUCCGACAACAGCACAAGGUCACAUCCUGUCUACAUCACACCUAUGGACCACGUGAAGCCCCAUCCUCCCUCAGGCCUUGAGGCAGUGAGCAUGCCCAGUGGGGUGCUAAUGCUGACGUGGGUGGCCCCAGAACUGCCCAUCUACGAUAUGCAGUACCAGGUCCGCUAUGCCCUCUCAACUGGCAGGGCCCAUCCAUUCUGGCAGGUCCUAGCUCUGCAGACUGAGUCGUGGGCUGAGGUCCUUGAACCAGAUGUGUGUGGGGUGUACAAUGUGCAGGUCCGCUGUAUGCACAUCAACGGCUCCGGGACCUGGAGUGACUGGAGCCACUUGCUCUACACCACCACUCACAACAGCAGAGCUCCUGACCAGGGUCCUGAUUUCUGGCGAGUGUUUCAGGAGGAUCCAGCAAGUACGCAGACGAACGUCACUCUUCUCUUCGAGCAUCCCCCCAUAGUGGAGCCAACCUACUGUGUGGAGGAACUUGUAGUACAGCACCAGGACUCUGGGGGCACUGUUACUGAGGAGAGAAUAGGCCUGGUGUCAUCCUAUAGCUUUGAGUGGAGAGGGGAGGUCCACUCUGUGACGGUCAAGGCUCAGAACAGCCAGGGCUCUUCCACUAGGAACACCCACAUGACCCUGGAUAGACACCCCAAACGUCAGUGUGUGCGUUCGUUCAGUGCGUCCCGUGUGAACAGUAGUUGUGUGGUCCUGUUGUGGUCUCUGCAGCCCAACAGCAGUGUACCGUGGUCCCUGGUCGUAGAGUGGUCGGGUCAGAACCACCAGGACAGACCGGACCAGACCACAGAGAGCAGGGAGAGGUGGACCAGGUUCCCCCCUACUGACAAGCUCCUCUACCUAUAUGGUCAUUUCUAUGACACUGAUGAAUACGAGUUUAUUUUGUAUCCAGUGUUCGCGGAUGGAGAAGGUGAGCCAGUGUAUACUAAAGUCUUUAGGGGGGGUGAUGCUGGGCCUGCUGCCUACAUGCUUCUGAUGAUCAUCGCCUUCCUCUCCAUUGUCCUCUUCGUCACCCUGGUCAUAUCCCAAAACCACAUGAAGAAGUUUAUGUGGAAAGAUGUUCCCAACCCCAACAACUGUUCCUGGGCUCAGGGGAUUGACUUUGGGAAGGCUGACACUAUGGAGCAGUUGUUCCGCCACCCAGAGGGCCUGCCAGCCUGGCCACUACUCCUCGUCUCAGAGACCAUCUCCGAGGCCACCAUCAUGGAGAAGACUGGGCCCCCUACGUCAGGCCCAGACAAGGACCUGAUCCCAGCCUCCUCCCCAGCUCUCUGUGUGGACUCAGAGGUGCCUGGGCUCCCAAAGGAGGAGGAGACCCUCCAACUCCCAGAUCUCCCCAGGAGUUUGGAGAGCUCAGCCCAGCCGUCAGUGACCUACGCCACCGUGCUUCUCUCUGACAACCCCCACCACCUCUACAAGCAGGAGGGCAGCCUCAGCAGUUCCAGCGACGAGGGCAACUUCUCAGGCAACAACUCUGACAUCUCGGGCUCCUUCCCCGGAGGUCUGUGGGAGCUGGAGAUCUCCCAUUCCGGAGCCGGAGAGUCGGACCUGGAACCACGGCGUUCCUGCUCUUACAACUCUGUCGGGGAGUUUUCCGAGACUUCAGAACAGGAGGAUGAGGCCCUGGGAGGAGAGAGGGAUGGGGGGAUAGAGGUAAUUGAGAAGAAGGACCUGUAUUACCUGGGGAUGGGCUGUCAGGAGGAGAGUGAGGAGGAGGAGGAGGAGGAGGAAGAAGACACAGGGGCUAUGCUUCUCAAAGAGGUGAUGGUUCUGGGGAGAGGGGGCUCGUCCGUUGAGUGCAUCCCUUUGCUCGGGAGUCAGGACUCUAUGUUUAGUGAGUACAGUGACGAGGGGUCGGUGGUAGGGAUGAGGAGUGUCCCCCUCUACCUCCCCCAGUUCAGAACUGCUCCCUCCAGUCCACUCAAAGCACAGGACAGCGCCCACCAGCUGUAAGCGCUGAUAGUGCUUCAUGUACUGAUUCAGUCUGAUGCUGCUGUUUAGUCCCUCAGGAGGGAGAGAACUCAAGAGAGACACAGACAAUGGCCUGUGGCCGGUGUUCAGUCAGUGAUAGGCUCUUCUAUCUGUUGAGAGCAUUUACAGAACCUUAGCUGUUUUUAGAUGGCACACUAUUCACAAUAUAGUGCACUAAGAUCCCUUAUGGGCCCUGGGCAAAAGUUGUGCACUUAUAUUGGACAUUUAGAAUAUGGGGAAAAGGCGUCCAAGGGUGCGAGGCGUCCUAGAUGCUAAGCCUCUGCCCACUUUAUAAGGAAUAGGAUGCCAUUUUAUAAGCACAGUCUCUCCGUCUACAGUGCUACUGUUCAGUCCACAGGAAGCCAGCUCUGUCACAUCUCGGAGAGAGGAGAGCAGAGGGGUGGAGGCUCAUUCAUUCAGUACUGCACACUUUCAGGAACUAUUAUGCUGGGAUGAAUUUAAUAAAAAAAUUGAAAAAAGGAAAGAAAAAUCUUCUGAAAAGGUCUAUUUUCUUUCCGAUGGCUGCUGUGAGCUCGAUAGACUGUACAGCAUAAGCACAUGAUGUGAUCGUGUCUCAAAGCAGGUGUGAUUGAAUGGUUGGACUCUGGUGGAUGUUGGAUUUGGAUGCUUUUGGAACACUUAUUGUAACAUUUGUGGAGAAUUGCCUUUUAGAUCUGCAUUUGCAUUGACUGAGCCCUCAAAAAAWAWAUAUAUAUUUUCUUCGUUGUAUAUGUGCUGUAUUUGAAACUUCUUUACGAUAUGUAAGAAAUGUGCCAUCUAGUUUCAUUGCGUGUCUUUUUCUAUUGAAAAAGCUGUUGCUACUGUAGGUAUACAUGAUAAAAGAAUGUACAUUUUGAAACCAAUGAAAAAACUGAAAAUACCAGAGUGAUAUGUAAUCCUUGUCAAGAUCUUGUGUAGUUUUCGUGGUCACAAUAAAWUCUUUAUUGCCA
Molecule: messenger RNA, 4751 nt
Organism: Salvelinus sp. IW2-2015
Lineage: Eukaryota; Metazoa; Chordata; Actinopteri; Salmoniformes; Salmonidae
Gene: lepr
Product: leptin receptor
Exons: 20
Coding region: 295-3783 (1162 amino acids)
Biological process (GO): cytokine-mediated signaling pathway
Cellular component (GO): external side of plasma membrane
Molecular function (GO): cytokine receptor activity; protein binding
Source: RefSeq, a predicted model, not a curated record